UGUCACAGCAGAUACUAAACAGCAUGGAAGGGUGUCAGCCCCUCAAAGUCACAGUUGGAGCAACAGAAGGGGAAAACUGUGUUUGACAGUCCCCCGUGGAUCGAGAAAAGUUGGCAAUAAACCGCCAUACGACUUUUAUAUUAUUAGGAUACCAAACGAAACUUUGCAUAGUGAAGCCUGACUCAGGAGUCGUUAGAUAGCCAUCUGGCUAACUGGCAGCUAGCUUGCUAACCUGCUAGCCAUCGUAGUGGCUUAGGUAACAUUCAACUCAGUUGGGGCACCCUUCAUUACAACGUUAACUGAUAGGAUUUCACUACGUUUUUACCUAAAUUCAGGACGGACUUAGAAGCGAAACAUCAAAGGGAUCCACAGGUGCCAUCACAUUCCUGGUGAGCGCCAGCCGUGUGCCCACCCUGAGACGGGUGCCCGCGUGCCACCCUGAGUGUGGGUGUGCAUGAGCGGCGGGGCGGGGGCAUGGGGAAUGGGGUGCAGGAACGCCAGGCGGCACUGACACAGAGCGAGGUGCUGCCCCUUCCCUCCUCCUCCAGCAGCAGCCAAUCCGAGGGUUUCAAACAGGGUCGCACAGUGGUGAACUCCCUGCUCUCUGGAGCCUUUGCUGGCGCUGUGGCCAAAACAUCUGUGGCUCCUUUGGACAGAACCAAGAUCAUCUUCCAAGUGUCUUCAGCGAGAUUUUCUGCCAAGGAGGCCUACCGGCUCAUCUACCGCACCUACCUGAAGGAUGGCUUCCUUAGCUUGUGGCGGGGCAACUCUGCCACCAUGGUCCGUGUCAUCCCCUAUGCUGCCAUCCAGUUCUGUGCCCAUGAACAGUACAAGAGGCUGCUGGGCGGUUACUACCAGUGCCAGGGCAAGACUCUGCCCCCGGUGCCCCGGCUGUUGGCAGGCUCCCUGGCGGGCACCACGGCGGUGUCGCUCACGUACCCGCUGGACAUGGUGCGAGCCAGGAUGGCCGUCACACCCAAAGAGAUGUAUAGCAACAUCAUGCACGUGUUUGUGCGCAUCUCGCGUGAGGAGGGCCUGAAGACUCUGUACCGGGGCUUCUCCCCCACCAUCCUGGGCGUGGUGCCCUACGCGGGACUCAGCUUCUUCACCUACGAGACCCUGAAAAAGCAUCACGGAGAGCGCACGGGUCGCCCUCAGCCGUACUCGUACGAGCGGCUGGCGUUCGGGGCGUGCGCGGGCCUGAUCGGCCAGUCGGCGUCGUACCCGCUGGACGUGGUGCGGCGGCGCAUGCAGACGGCGGGCGUGACGGGCCACACGUACGGCAGCAUCCUGGGCACCAUGCGGGAGAUCGUGCGCGAGGAGGGCCUGGCGCGCGGCCUCUACAAGGGCCUGAGCAUGAACUGGGUCAAGGGGCCCAUCGCCGUGGGCAUCAGCUUCACCACCUUCGACCUCACGCAGAUCCUGCUGCGCAAGCUGGGCUACGCGCCGCGGUAGUGAGAGAAGAGAGAAGCCAGGGAGCAGGGGGGGGACGGACAAGAGGAGGAGGAGGAGGAGGAGAAGAAGAGAGGGAUAGAGAGAGAAGGAGUGGACAAGAGAGCGGAAGCAGCUCGGGGACACACAGAGAGCUGUGGGUGUAGCGCCAAACGCAGCGCCAGAGGACGGGCUGCCCGAGCUGAGCCCAGCGCUGCCUGACCGCCAGCAGCCAUACACACACGCGCGCACACACACACACACACACACACACACACACACACACCGGGCAGUCCACGCCCAGUGGAGGUCACUGACCAGGUAGUGUGUGUCCAGUUGCUUGUGUGACUGGAUGUGAUGUGUGUGUGUGUGUGUGUGUGUGUGUGUGUGUGUGUUAAGAGUGUGUAAGAACCUAGGCUAAACUGUAAGCGAAUGUAUGUCUGCCUGCACAGCAGUUCUCCUCAGUAGGCCGUGUGCAGUGCAGUGCAGUCCUGUCCUGUCCACCAAGUGCAAUACUGGUACCUCCACGUCACGUCAGAGUGUCCAUCCGCACACUAGCACUGCCCUCUUCACCUCCGACCAUCACUCCCCCAACGUCCCCCAACACGCCUGUCCCCAACACGCCUGUCCCCCACACAGCACACUGAGCUCACUGGACACAUAAGUUCUCUGCUCCCAGCUCUCAGCACUCUCAUGCAUUCGGAUUUUAGUCACGUCUUGUUUUUUUUGGGGGGGGUUCAUUUGCCUUCUGGUGUGAACUGUGGAUGAGCCUUUGGGAAUGAAUUGACACACGCACACACACAAUAGUCUUCACAAGGACUCCCACGCACACACACGGACAUGCACGCACGCACACACACACACACACGUGCACGCGCACGUUAUUUGCACGUACACACCGGUUUUGGUGUGUUAAGCAUUGUUGUAGUAUCCUUUCAAAGCAAUGGUGAGGUGGUGAGGAUGAUCGAGUUCUCUGUUUGAUUUAGUGUUUUUGUUUUGUUUUGGCUCUGUCUAAAUAAUUACCAAAGGGAAAGAUGGUAAACAAUAGUAGAAUGUUUCCAUUUGAACACAGAGACAGAUUUACCUUUAGUGUUUUACAAAUGUAUAGCUAACAUAUGCAUUAAAUGCUGAAUUUUGCAGUAUGAUGAAUUGAUGCUGUAGACUGUGGAUUCGCACACAAGAGCAUUCAUUUGUGCGUGUGUGUAUGUGUUGAUUGAUUGUGUGUGGCUGUGUGUGCGUGUGUGUUGGGGGUGGCAAGUUGCAAGUUGCGUACUUCCGAAGUUGUUUGAGAAAGCUUUCAGCUCGGCUGUAGCUGGCCUGCUGAGUAAUGUGCAGAUGGGCUAUGUUUAGAUCUGGGCCUUACUGGAUCACUGCAAGCCUGCACACAGCCUGAGUACCCGCAGCAGGUGCGGAGUUGCUGAAGGAAGGAUAUUUGUGCGUGCGUGCGUAUGCUUACGUACCCACGUGUGUGUGUGUGUGUGUGUGUGUGUGUGUGUGUGUGUGUGUGUGUGUGUGAGGAAUAGAGGGCGAGAGAGAGUGCAUGUGUUCUACAGAGGACUACAUAGCUGCUGACAACUCCAGACCAACACUCUCUGUACAGAAAACACUGCCACUCUUGUUGGUCUGUGAAUGUGCGUACACGUUUAUCUGUUUAUGUCCUUGCCUGUGUCUAAUAACAUUUAUCUCUGUGUUCCAACUGAGCAGUCAGAUUAUGUCUGUAUAGACAGCAAUGCAUUCAUAAGCACACAAAUAAUCACACAUACAUGCUAGGCCUUUGUGUGACUUCUGCGUGUUGCACUAGUCUUCUCUUUGACUGAAAUGUAGUCCAGCUCUUUCCUGGACCCUUCCUAAGUGCCUGGAAGAGCAAUAGUACAAAUUUUACUAUUCACUAAAUGCAAAGUGUGGAAGUGUAUGGUGGUACACUUCAGAUUUUCUCUGUGGAUGUUGUCGUUCUCUCAGAGUUCUCACUUGUCUUAGGGGAAAAAGAGUGUGAGAGAGACUGGGCGAGGGGAGGGGGGGAUUGUGAAGCGAGGUCUAACUGGAAGUGUAGCAUAUCUCUGCCUGCCUGUGUAUCUGUCUACCGGCUUACAUCUAAUCAGACCGAGCACUUCUGCCAAAGCCUAAACGUGAAAUUGAGUUUCCAAACCUGCAGUUCAGGGGAGCACAUAGACACUACAUAUGAAAUUCCGUUCACAGAUAUGGCUGCAUAUCCCCUAUUGAAAUGCAGAGGCUUUCACUGUGUCCCUCUGGCAUUUUAUUUUAGAAAUUGUCUGUAUUUUGGCGCAAGAUUUGGAACAGCACUAUCUGCUGCUGUUUUAGCUGUGGAUUGUGGGCAUAGUGGUGUGCACUGAAAUAACAGUAGAGGGCGCCAUCUGUUCACCUCAGUUUCCGCUCCGCAUAGAGAGGAUAGCGAGGAUUCGGGUAAUCUCAGCACCUACCAGUGAAGUUAGCCAGCAGCAUGGGUUUAACGUUCAAUUGACUGGCGACUAUAUUAAAUGUUUUAUUCCACAGCAACCUAUUGGAAUCUCUUGAAUGAUUCUUGCUCACCCUUAGAGCUCCCCUAAACUAACAGUCAGGUGUGGACCUCAAUUGGUAAACCUUGGGUUUGGUUGCAAUGCACCCCUGAGGAUAAUUAAACAUCACAAUAAGUAUUCAUUGUCUGGAGAGAAUUUUAGCAUUACAGAUCUCCUGCUGCAGCUUUUGUGGUUGUAAGUGUCAUGUAACCAGGUGUUGUAAUUCCAAAUUGAUACAAUUGUGUACUUGCUACAUUAGCUGACUUAUUCACUAACUCAGUAGCUGAAAGAAUACUAUACAAUACUAAGCUUUUAAUGCAGUAAGUAUGUUGUAACAAUGUGCAAUUGCAGUUCUGUGUACAUUCUAUUUACCCAUAUCAGGAGUGAUGUAAUGUAAUGUGAAGCGUGGUCAUUAAUACCGAGUCCUGUCCAUCCAGCCUGUGAGAACAACAGACUCAAGGACUGAUCUCAAUCUGAUGCCCUACUGGCAUGGGACCAGGGCUGAUGCCAUCUGAUCAUUAGGUGGUAACUGAGCUGCACAAAAGAUGUCUAAACGCGUACUGAUUGAAAACAGUAUUAAAAUUGAGCUGACAAUCAAGCUAUGCCAAAGCACAUGUUGCUUUUCAUUUGCUCCCUGUGGUACUCUCAUGUCUUUGGGAGGAUUUCUGAAGCCACCAUAUUUGAAUUUUUGGGAAAUAGGUCUCCACUGAUAAAUUGCCUAAUGUAAUUUAAUCAGGACAUAAUGGAUCACAAAAAAGGAAAGACUUGACAUAAAGUAGGCUAAACGGUACACCAGACAAACCUGAUAUUACCAGUAUAGUGGUAUCUGUUGUGCAUGACUUCUGAAAAUAACCCAUUUUCUUGCUGUUGACAAUUUGUACCUAUCUAAACAACAUUUAUCAGAGUUUAUCACCAUCUUUUUUUGAUGCAUCUAUGCUCAAAGCUGUUUUGUAAAUUUUUAAGGUUUUGUGCCAAGAGAAUGUAUAUUAAAAUGAUUAAUAUUAUACAUGAUUUGUGUAGCUCUUAGUGAUUUGAAUAAAGUAGGUGUUUAAUUUGAAAUUAAA
This is a messenger RNA of Sardina pilchardus (European sardine), 5008 nucleotides long. RefSeq names its product solute carrier family 25 member 42 (gene slc25a42). The record is from RefSeq and is a predicted model, not a curated record. Bases 475 to 1455 code for a protein of 326 amino acids. NCBI's taxonomy places the organism in Eukaryota, Metazoa, Chordata, Actinopteri, Clupeiformes, Clupeidae. Gene Ontology annotation, cellular component: mitochondrial inner membrane. The transcript is spliced from 8 exons. Gene Ontology annotation, biological process: transmembrane transport.